UUGUUUUGUUUUGUCUGGUCUGGAGCAGUCUCCAUCUUUUCACCUCGAAAAACCCGUUCCUCAGAUUCUCCGAAACCUUCCAAAGCACAACAAGUAGAUUUUUAUUUAUUCCCCUCCUCCUUCCCUUGUAGGAAAUCACAGGACGAGGAAUUCUAGGAUUUCUGGGAAGACGAAAUGGGGUUGCGCCGAUUCUUUAUCGGCAUGUUGUAGUGACCGUGUCUUGUGUCUGAACUGAACUGAACUGGCCAUGUUUCUUUCGUCCCCAUAAAAAGAUGGGGGUCAGAGCUGGUUCUUCCUCUGCGGUCUCUUGUGUUGCUACUUCUGUUUCUUCUCCUUUCAAGCCCAAGAUUUUCCAGCAUGCUUUUUUGCUUGUGGAUUGUCAAUCUGAUACUUGGUGGAGGUGGUGGUGAUGCUCGGCCUAUUAAGAGUGCCAUGCGGAAGCCGCCCAUCUGAUACUCACUGGCUGAGCAAUUCUAAAGCCGUCAAGGCUCAUGGCUUCAUCAAUGGAGCAGUCAUCUCGAAUAGAAAGUUCCAAAAUGAGAAAAAUACUCUCUGCGCUACUUCAGUUGGGCAUGAACAAGACAGUGAGGUUGAUUUGGAUGCUCUAGAGGAGACAAAUAUUCUCACUCCCUCUGAAGAAUCGUUGUCUUCGAGCAGCUUGUAUGUCCCUUUAGAGGGAACUGAUGGAAAAUCGGGCCUAUUAUCAUUUUACAAUCGCCCAUAUGGAAGGGAGGACAAACUAUCCAUCGUUUACCCACAGGGAAAUCAAAACAACCUAGAAUGGAUCAUUGGGCCAGCCGUGCUUGUGACAUCCUUUAUUUUCCCUUCACUCUACCUUCGGAGAAUACUAUGUACUAUAUUUGAAGACUCUCUUCUGACAGAUUUCCUCAUAUUGUUCUUCACGGAAGCUCUGUUCUACUGCGGUGUCGCAAUUUUUCUUCUACUUAUAGACCAUAUGCGAAGGCCUUUGGCGUCCGAUUCCGCAGAUGAAAAGAAGAGGUUGGCUCCACAAUUGGUGCACCGGAUCUCUUCAGUUGCUGCCCUGGUGCUUAGUCUUACCGUUCCUAUGGUGACCAUGGGCUUAGUCUGGCCAUGGACCGGCCCUGCAGCUUCCGCAGCACUUGCUCCAUAUCUGGUCGGUAUUACUGUCCAAUUUGCAUUUGAGCAAUAUGCAAGAUACCGCAAAUCCCCUUCCAUGCCUGUGAUACCCAUUAUAUUUCAGGUUUAUAGGUUGCACCAACUAAACCGAGCAGCACAGCUGGUGACAGCCCUGUCUUUUACAGUGAGGGGAGUGGAAGUGACUCCAAACAACCUGGCAAUAAAUAGCUCCUUAAGUACUCUUUUGAAUGUCCUUCAGUUUCUUGGUGUCAUUUGCAUCUGGUCACUUUCAAGCAUCCUCAUGAGAAUUUUUACUUCGAACCCCAUCACCGCAGAAUGAAUGGUGAACAGUUUAGUAGAAAUCAUGAGAUAAUCACCUCAUUGUUGGACGUCCAAGCAUGUACUAUCUUUCAGAUAUAGUGUUGAUGUAAGGGUAAGAUAGGAUUUAACCAAGCGAAUUUGUAGGCCACAGAGGUGAAUUAACGGUUGAGGUGGAGAUUCUUCACGGCAGAGUAGAAAGUUAUUGAAGGAUCCUAAGGGUAGUUUAUACGCUGGAGAUCGAGUUAGCAUCACUCUGCUGAGAUGUGCCAUAAAGAAAACAGUUCACAACCAACAACGAUUGAACGUGUAAAAA
Messenger RNA from Rhodamnia argentea, 1732 nucleotides. RefSeq lists its product as uncharacterized. The record is from RefSeq and is a predicted model, not a curated record. Gene Ontology annotation, cellular component: chloroplast. Bases 410 to 1438 code for a protein of 342 amino acids. The transcript is spliced from 6 exons. NCBI's taxonomy places the organism in Eukaryota, Viridiplantae, Streptophyta, Magnoliopsida, Myrtales, Myrtaceae.